Teleopsis dalmanni is the source of this 738-nucleotide messenger RNA. RefSeq names its product kelch repeat and BTB domain-containing protein 3-like. The record is from RefSeq and is a predicted model, not a curated record. Gene Ontology annotation, cellular component: cytosol; P-body. The coding region runs from base 1 to 738 and encodes 245 amino acids. The transcript has 2 exons. Gene Ontology annotation, biological process: neurogenesis. Lineage: Eukaryota; Metazoa; Arthropoda; Insecta; Diptera; Diopsidae. Gene Ontology annotation, molecular function: protein binding.
AUGUCUAUAAAUGAAGAUAAGAAGUGGAGUGAACUAUCGAAAGUUGAAAGACAUGAGUUUGUGAACAAUACAGCUAGGGAUUGCACUUUUAUCGUUGGAACCAACGAAGACGAAAUAAAACGCAUACAAUGUCACAAGAAAGUUUUGGCAGAUUGCUCAGAUGUUUUCAAUUCGAUGUUCAAUGGAAAUUUCUUGGAAUCUGCAGAAAAUUGUGAAAUUCGCUUGAAUGAUGUUCAACCAUCAGUGUUUGAAUAUUUUGUGGAGUUUAUCUAUUACGACACUUUACCAAACUUUAACCAAGUAAAUGACAUCAUACAGUUGGAUUAUUUAAGUGACAAAUACAUGAUUCGAUCUUUAAGCGAUGAAUAUGUGGAAUCAAUAAAGCGAAUGUGUUUUAUUAAUGUACUGUCAUUGCCAUCUUCGAUUUAUAAUUUAAAUCCAUCAUCUUUUGUAGUAGUCUCCGAAAAGCUUAGUACAGUACUAAAUAAACUAAGACUUUUUGAAAUGAUUGAAAAAUACGUGCUUCUCAAUUUUAUGCAUGAUACAGAAAUAUUAAGUGGAUCGAAUAAAUUAAUUAUUCAAAAAUUAUUAUCAAUUGUUAAAUUGGAGGAUAUGACCGCAAAAGAGUUUUUGGACGGACCUAAAAACUCCUCUAUUAUAGAUGUGCACACAAAAUUAAAUGCAUUAACCAAGAUAAGUGAAAAAAUCAUUCAAAAUCAAACUGAUGAUUAUUAUUGA